Molecule: messenger RNA, 3986 nt
Organism: Python bivittatus (Burmese python)
Lineage: Eukaryota; Metazoa; Chordata; Lepidosauria; Squamata; Pythonidae
Gene: SH2D3C
Product: SH2 domain containing 3C
Biological process (GO): positive regulation of peptidyl-serine phosphorylation; small GTPase-mediated signal transduction
Molecular function (GO): guanyl-nucleotide exchange factor activity; phosphotyrosine residue binding
Source: RefSeq, a predicted model, not a curated record
CCGAGUCGGGGAAAGGAUGGCUGAAAGCCAGAAGAAAGGAGGUGGUUUUAAAAAGUUUUUUAAGCUCAAAGGGUUUGGGAGCCUCAGCAGCAUUCCUCGCAGUUUCGCCUUCCGCAGGGUCUCUGUCGCCCCCAGGCUUGCCGAGAGCUGCGGAGGGGGGGCCCUCCCCCCCAACGGCUUCCUAGCCCUCAGCUUUGAGGCCACGCAAGAUGACUUGGGCGCUGGGCCCCAAAGCCCGUCGCGUUAUGCCCGCUCUUGCCACAUGUUCAGCCACAUGGGCACCAUGCCCAGAGCCAGCUCAAGACAGAAGGGGCCAAAGGCGGGGACCCGUGGGCCGGGCCAGGCUUUGGAGCCAACUUUGCCAAGGGCCCCGGAGCCUGGAGACGGGGUGAGGGCGGCUGCUUCUCAGCCAGGUUCUCCGCCACGUGGAGAAGAACCGGAAGGAAAAGAGAAAGGAAGGUCAUCCUCCAGUGUCAACGGUGGUCCAGGAUGCUCCCAAAAGGUGACGCUCCAGGCUGAGAAUUCUUCCAAAUGCUUCCUUGAACCCGGAGAGAUGUCUAGCCUAGGAACCAAAGAGAAACUGAAACAGAUCGAGGGGGAUUACCUUCAAGGAACCAGUAGACCCACUGAGAGGGCACUGGAGGACCUAACAGGCGUUCCCUUGAGCCCAUCUCAUUAUGCCAAGUCUUGCGAUGGGUACAGCCACCUUGGCACCCUGCCGAGGGCCCGUGCUGGGCAGUCGAAGAAUUGCAUCCAGAAGCAACCUACGAAGGCUCAGCAAGACCUCACCCGAGAUCUACCUUCAAAAGCAAUCCUGUCCCGUGCGGAAAUGGCAGAGAAAAACUCGGAGGAGCCCCUGGAGCAAAGGCACUCCGAGGGACUAGAAUCUUCAAGCGAAUAUGUGAAGUUCUCCAAGGAGAAGUACAUCCUUGACUCCUCACCUGAGAAGCUUCACAAGGAGUUGGAAGAAGAGCUGAAGCUCAGCAGCUCCGACCUGCGGAGUCACGCCUGGUAUCACGGCCGCAUCCCCCGGGAGGUAUCUGAAAGCCUGGUGCAGAGAAACGGGGACUUUUUGAUCCGUGACUCGCUCACCAGCCUGGGCGAUUACGUACUGACGUGCCGCUGGCGGAACGAACCCCUCCACUUCAAGAUCAACAAGGUGAUGGUGAAGUCCGGUGAAGGCCGCACACACAUUCAGUACCUUUUUGAGCAGGAGAGCUUUGAUAAUGUCCCAGCCUUGGUGCGCUUCUACGUAGGGAACCGUAAGCCCGUCUCGGAACAGAGCAGCGCCAUCUUCUACUGUCCCAUCAAUCGUACCUUCCCUCUGCGCUACCUGGAGGCCAGCUACGGACUUGCUAAUGGGAAGCACAGUGGCCCACAUGGCCAUUCUGGCCAGAAAGGGGGGCACAUCAAGAGGAGAAGCAUCACCAUGACAGACGGACUGACUGCUGACAAGAUCACAAGGAGCGAUGGGUGUCCCACCAGCGUCUCCUUACCACAUCACCGGGAUAUCAUUCGGAACUGCGCAGUCAGCGUGGAUCAGAUCCAAGACCUCCAUUCCCCGAUGUCUCCCAUCUCCGAGACCCCAACAACUCCAGCUUAUAGCUCUGUUACUCGCCUCAAACCACAAGUGGGACAAGCUGGCCACGGUGCCGCCCCGACAUCCCCGGUCAUCCGACGCUCUAGCGAGCCGCAGCUGUGCCAGGGGAACGGCAGCAAGGGUGAGCUGUCGGACAGCACCCACUCCACCCCUUCCCACGGGUGCUCCAGGGCAUCCCCUUCUCCUUCUGCCAGCAGCUACAGCGACCCAGAUUCAGGACAUUACUGCCAGCUCCACCCUCCAUCUCCGGUCCAGUGGGACAGGCCGACUCCCGACAGCAAGCUGAUGCCAGCCAAGAGUUAUGUGGAGAGACUAAAGGGGGACGAGUGCCAGCGAGGGCUUGUCCUGAAUGGCUCCGAAGGAGAAGCCGGGCCCAGGAAGAGGCCGGAACAGGACAUGGUGGGCUUUCUUCUCCCGGUGGUGGAAAGGACAUCCUCGUUCAACCCCGCGCUCUUCCACUCCUUACUUAUUCCGGUGGAAAAUAAGCCUCUGGAAAUGGUGGUGCUGAAAAAGAUCAAGGAGCUCCUCGCGGAAGGAGAUGCAAGGACUCUCGCUAAGCAUAUCACCCAAGUGGACUGCCUGGUUGCUAGGAUACUGGGCGUUACCAAGGAGAUGCAGAGGCUGAUGGGCGUGAGUUCGGGGAUGGAGCUGCUCACCCUGCCCCACGGACAUCAACUCCGGCUUGAUCUGUUGGAAAGGUUCCACACCAUGACCAUUAUGAUCGCGGUGGACAUUCUGGGCUGCACAGGCAGCAUGGACGAGAGGGCCUCUCUUCUGCACAAGACCAUCCAGUUGGCAGCGGAGCUGAAGAGCACCAUGGGCAACAUGUACAGCUUUGCCGCUGUGAUGAACGCGCUCGAAAUGACUCAGAUCUCCCGCCUGGAGCAAACGUGGAUGGUUCUACGCCAGCGUUACACGGAGGGGGCCAUUCUCUAUGAGAAGAAGCUGAAGCCUUUUCUAAAGAGCCUCAAUGAAGGAAAAGAAGGACCGCCCCUCUCUAACACCACUUUCCCUCACAUCGUGCCUCUCAUUACGCUCCUGGAGCGAGACACGGCACUUCCAGAACAUCCAGAGCCCUGGGAGAACCUCGACCAUGGAGUGGAGGUAGUCAUGGCCCACCUGGAGGCAGCACGCACCGUGGCUCACCACGGGGGACUGUACCACACCAACGCAGAGGUGAAGCUGCAAGGCUUCCAGCCACAACCAGAGCUCCUGGAGGUCUUUAGCACCGAAUUCCAGCUGCGGCUGUUAUGGGGGAGCCGAGGAGCCGAGAGCAGCCAGAGCGAGCGUUACGAGAAGUUUAACAAGGUUCUCACAGCACUGUCCCACAAGCUGGAGCCAGCGGUGCGUUCGAGCGAGCUGUAGCUUGACAACGGGCGCUGGAUCCACAAAGAACAAGCCUACAGCUUGCUUUCCGGCAGCAGCACAUCUCAGGCAGGCCCGGGGUGAUGCCACGGUUAUUGUUUUUGUCUGUCAAGGGGACCGAAAGCGAAGCAGUUGAGCCAGGAAUUUCUGAGCAGGAGAUACUGACAAUCAGCGAACAAACCAUAGACUGGGUUGAUUUCUUUCCUGAGAAACCUGACCGCCACCGACCUCCUCCCGGCGACCGUGGUUAGUCUUGCAAACCAUGGAGAAAGAUGCACUGGCCAAGCAUGUUAGGUAUUGGUCAUGCAGAUUUGAUUCACAGAUCCACAGCAUGGUUUAGGACGGAGGCAAACAUUCUCUGAGUAAAAAUUCAGUACUGAUUCAUACCAGGGCAUCCCUGAGCUUGGUGCCUCCCAGGGGUGUUUGAAACCAGAGUGCAGGAAUCUUCUCCCUGCUCCUUUCAUUACUCGGGGGUUCCUCUGCUUUGGUUUCCCUCGUCAUUAACUGGAGCAAAGCAGCUUCUAUCAGCUUUGGGUGUUCAUAGCUGUCUCUGGGGGCCCAAGGGGCUGAUCAGGGUUUGUUCAGUGCCCUGACCUCAGAAGGACCUGGGUAGCAGGGCACUCCCACAGACAGCAAGACAACUCCAAAAUUUAGCUUUUCUGUUUUCAUGGGCAUCACUGGCCAUCUCUAACAUUCCUUCUACAUUCAACUUGCUCCAUCAUGUGAAGUUAGGCUACAUGUCCAGAGUCCCAAAGCCCCCAUCUCAGUCCUUCCAUUUACCAAGUAAUAUUCCUUUCUUUUCUUUAUCUCUUUUCUUUUGUUUCCCUCCAUUUUGAUGCUGGGGAUAGGGGAUAUUUAGUUUUUCUUCUCCUGUAAAUUAAAAAAGAAAAUCCAUAUGGGGUGUACAUGUACAUAUAAAUAUAUAUACAUAUGUAUUCAAAUCUCAUUUGUAAAUAAUUAACAUUGUUCUUUUGGGACUUGUAAAUGAAUGUACAUAUACAAUGGAGUGUGUUUCCUUGAU